AGUGCAUUCGGGGAGUGUUCCAGACCGUGUUGGUGCUAAUUAUCGCCUACUGCCCUUUCCUCCUCUUCGCCUCAAUAGACGAACCCCAUGACAUCACGGGUAGCUCAUACGUAGCUCAGCUUCAACUCGGGCUUAGCUCCCCUUUUUCCGCACCUCACCAUGGGAGACACAGACUGGGACGGGAGUAGGUAAGCUAAGGGAGGUACGCGAGCGAGGGGUAGCUCCUUCCGGGUUUCCUCUUGUCUUUCAUAUUUGAGCUGUCUGGCUGCACCUUUACUCCUUCUACUUCCCUUUCUACCUAUUCAUCAUAACAUCAACAACACCUCGAAAGCUUCAAACAAAUCAAACGACGACUCGUCUCCAUCACUAAUAACCCUUUCAUAAACCACCAAACACACAAAUCACAAUGUCUUUCCUCAUCGAAGCCACCGGCCGCCGUCUGGCCACCAUCCCCCGCGUCAUCCCCAGAGCCGCCGUCGCUGCCCCCAGAACAUUCACCACCUCCUUUGCCGCGCAAAAGUCCGCGACAGAGACCGUCAAGGACGGUCUGAAGACUGUCGACCGCAAGGUCAGCGACAAGCUCGUUGAUGGUAUCAACGCUGGUGCCAACGUCGCCGAAAAGGUCAAGCAAAACGUCCCCAACACCCAGGGCGAGGCCCAGGGUAAGGCACAGGAACUCAAGGGUGAGGCUGCCGGCAAGGCGCAGGAGCUCAAGGGCGAGGCCAAGGGCAAGGCCAACGAGCUUGCUGGCAAGGCCAAGGGUACCGCCGACCAGGUUAAGAAGAACCUGUAGAUGGAUCUCUUUUGCAAAACCAAAAGUUCCGCGACGGGAGAUGUAUGACGACGAUUUCUAAGCAUGCGUUAUGAAAGGCCGCUGGACUGGAAAUGUCCUACGCGCAACCUACUUGUACAAUACUACCACAUAGCAUGGAAAGGGGUUCGAGGGCGACUCCAUGGGGCGUUUUAGCAAGAUCAAAUCAAUAUUGCGAUUGAUCACAAGAUAUUUCGAAAUAAUUCGUUGACCAUUGUGACUUCCAAUUGCCAUCUACUCAUAUUGUGACCACUAGCUAGUCCACCGAUCACAGCAACCUUAUGACAUGUUGCACUUAACGAAUCAUUGAGCAUCCUUAUAUUUGCCGAAUACUUCGGCGUUCACCAUCUGUUCCAAC
This is a messenger RNA of Colletotrichum acutatum, 1169 nucleotides long. RefSeq lists its product as uncharacterized. The record is from RefSeq and is a predicted model, not a curated record. Bases 407 to 793 code for a protein of 128 amino acids. NCBI's taxonomy places the organism in Eukaryota, Fungi, Ascomycota, Sordariomycetes, Glomerellales, Glomerellaceae. The transcript has 2 exons.